This is a messenger RNA of Suillus subalutaceus, 1374 nucleotides long. RefSeq names its product glycoside hydrolase family 5 protein. The coding region runs from base 1 to 1374 and encodes 457 amino acids. Gene Ontology annotation, cellular component: cell surface; extracellular region. Gene Ontology annotation, molecular function: beta-glucosidase activity. Gene Ontology annotation, biological process: glucan catabolic process. The record is from RefSeq and is a predicted model, not a curated record. The transcript is spliced from 7 exons. NCBI's taxonomy places the organism in Eukaryota, Fungi, Basidiomycota, Agaricomycetes, Boletales, Suillaceae.
AUGUCUUCUUAUCUGAAAGUUUCUGGAACAAAGGUCGUCAAUGGAGAUGGCAAAGAGGUCGUCCUCAGGGGAGCAGGUCUCGGAGGAUGGAUGAACAUGGAAAACUUCAUUUCUGGAUACCCAGGCUGCGAAUUCCAGAUCCGUACUGCUCUCGCUGAGGUCGUAGGACCUAUCAAAUCAGGGUUUUUCUUCGAUAAGUUCCUGGAGUACUUCUUCCAGGAGGAAGACGCCAAGUUCUUCAAGAGUCUUGGACUCAAUUGCAUUCGGCUACCCUUCAACUACAGGCACUUCGAAGAUGAUUUGAAUCCCCGUACCUUGAAAGAGGAGGGUUUCAAGCACCUUGACCGUGUGAUUGACCUCUGUGCCCAGCAAGGCAUUUACACCAUUCUCGAUCUGCACGCUGCUGCAGGCGGUCAAAACACCGCUUGGCACUGUGAUGCUGGCACGCACAUCGCAAAUUUCUGGUUACACAAAGACUUCCAAGACCGCACAAUCUGGCUCUGGAAAGAACUUGCUAAGCACUAUGCUAACAACAAGUGGAUUGCUGGCUACAACCCACUUAACGAACCCACUGACCCCACGCAUACCGCUGUAAUCAAGUUCUACGACCAAGUCCACGACGCCAUCCGCUCGGUCGACACAGAGCAUAUCAUUUUUUUCGACGGAAACACAUUUGCAAGUGACUUCUCACAUUUCGGUGACAUGCACAAGAAGUGGCAGAACACCGCAUACUCAAUCCACGACUACAGCGUAUACGGCUUCCCUGCUAGUCCAGAGGACUAUGUCAGCUCUGACGAACAACGACAGAGAAUGAAGAAAAGCUACGAGAGGAAGAGGGAAUGGAUGGACCAGCACGGCCUUUGUGUCUGGAACGGUGAAUGGGGCCCAGUCUAUGCUAGGAGGCAAUAUGAUGGCCUUGCUACAGACGCCAUCAAUGAAAGACGGUACAAGGUUCUCAAAGACCAGUUGGCCAUCUACAAUCAGGAUCGUCUGAGCUGGUCGAUCUGGUUGUACAAGGAUAUCGGAUUCCAGGGCAUGAAACAUCGUCUCGCUGUGGACGCUUGGGGUGCUGAUACCGCUCAAGUCCAGCACAUAUAUCAACCUCUUAUCAAUCAUAUCACAGAAGAGAUACCGCAGGAGAACCAGAACCUAUAUCCGUUCCCAGUCUGGAAACUCUCCGAUCGCGUUGGUCGCUUGUCCCGCAGUAUACUAGUAACCGAGUAUCUUGUCAAGGAAUGGGCAGAACAUUUCCGUGGAAAGAGCGAGGCAGAACUGGAUGAAAUUGCGAAGAGCUUCAAGUUUGAGAAUUGUCUGCGCCGUGAUGGAUUGAACAAGAUCUUGAUGGACAAUGCACAAACGCGGAGCAGUAGUUAA